CUCCACCAUUGAACCAUCGCGCCUCCCUCACUCCCUCAGCUCCUUCCUCACUCACCAAACUCCCUCACUGACUGUCUUCGCAGCCUUUAUCGUCGACCCUCACUCCUACGCCAUGUUGUGUCAUCACCGCAGUCCCGACGCUUGUCGUCUAGACCCUCCAACCCCAGUCACAGGCACUGUCUCCCUGGUCAGCAUUAUGGUCAUCCCUAAACCCCAAUCUAACCCCACCUUUAACCACUACAGUCGCCCCUCAUUAGCCACCGCCAUCUCCACUGCCAGCCCUAGCCCCUCAAUUGUGCCACCGCGAACCAUUCCGCAACAACCCCACAGAGCUACGCCCAGACGAGUGACCAGCACCGAGAGCCACACAACCGCCACCACUGCAGAUCAGUCGUGCCGUCGUGAACCUCCAAUCUCGGACUUCAUUCUCACUACCUGUGUCGCGAAUCGCAAACUCCAUGGCCAGCCGCGAGCCACCACCUCUGAACGCCAACAAAUCCUGACCAUGCCCAGCCAACUACUGCGAGCCCUCCUCUUGGACUACCGUAUCGAGCCUCUGCCUUCAUCAGGCCACACUUACCUCACACGCGGUCUCCUCCAUCGCCAGCUACUACACCACCGUGAGCACUCAUGCCCUCCUUGUUAUCGCAGUGCCGAUCAUGCCUCCUCCUAA
Messenger RNA from Sphenostylis stenocarpa, 673 nucleotides. The record is from the annotation of a GenBank genome assembly. Lineage: Eukaryota; Viridiplantae; Streptophyta; Magnoliopsida; Fabales; Fabaceae.